Sitodiplosis mosellana (orange wheat blossom midge) is the source of this 997-nucleotide messenger RNA. Its product is annotated as chymotrypsin-1-like. The record is from RefSeq and is a predicted model, not a curated record. Bases 142 to 897 code for a protein of 251 amino acids. The transcript is spliced from 6 exons. Gene Ontology annotation, molecular function: serine-type endopeptidase activity. Gene Ontology annotation, biological process: proteolysis. Lineage: Eukaryota; Metazoa; Arthropoda; Insecta; Diptera; Cecidomyiidae.
UCAUUUUAAUGUGACAAUCGAUUUUUGUGGACGCAUUCUGUGGAUUUUCAAAUAGUUUUUCGAUCAAUUCAAUUUUGCUGCUUAUUUAAAUAAAAACGUUUACAUCUUUGUUCAUCGCUUUCAAAGAGACAAUUUCAGAGAAUGAAGUUGACAUUGUUCGUUUUGUUCUGCAUUUUGCAGUCAAUUUUAAGUGCUAAACUUCCGAGUGUUCAGAUUGGAUUCCCACCGCUAUCCGAUCGAAUUGUCGGAGGAACCGAUGCUGAAGAUGGCCAGGCACCGUAUCAAUGCUCGUUGCAGCAAAAUGGUCGUCACUUUUGUGGGUGUGCGAUUAUUUCAGAGCAAUGGAUCCUCUCAGCCGCUCAUUGUCUUGCAAUAGGAAUUAAUGGCGUCGAGGUUUUAGUAGGAACAAAUGACCUGCAGUCUGGUGGAACUCGUUACACUCCCAAAAAAUACAUUGUCCACGAAAAAUAUAAUCAACCAGACUUUGCAAAUGACAUUGGAUUGAUUCAAGUGGAAAAGAUUGAGUUUAAUAAGAAAGUGCAGCCCAUCAAAUAUUCAUCAAAAUUUGUAGAAGGUGGUGCCGCACUUUUGGCCACUGGAUGGGGAAGACUGAGUGCCGGAGGACAAGUUCCACAACUUUUGCAAGCGAUCAAUUUGACGUCGAUUACAAACGAGGAAUGUACAGCUGCCCAGGGUGAUGUUGUUGAUGCUAGCCACUUGUGUACAUUCACAAAAGCCGGCGAAGGAGUUUGUAGUGGUGACUCUGGAGGACCGCUUGUCUUAGGCGAUGAAGUCGUUGGCUUGGCCAAUUGGGCUGUUUUGUGUGCUCGUGGCUAUCCAGAUGGUUUCGCCAGAAUUUCCUAUCUCUACGACUGGAUCAUAGAAAAUAUUAAGUAAACAGAGCUUUUGAUCAUGAAAAUCGAUAAAUGUCUUGAAAAGAAAUUCCAUUUUAAUAAGAAAACUUCAAUAAAAAAUUGUUCAAUAUUAGAAAAAUAGA